Messenger RNA from Hevea brasiliensis (rubber tree), 955 nucleotides. RefSeq lists its product as uncharacterized. Gene Ontology annotation, cellular component: ribosome. NCBI's taxonomy places the organism in Eukaryota, Viridiplantae, Streptophyta, Magnoliopsida, Malpighiales, Euphorbiaceae. The transcript has 5 exons. The coding region runs from base 224 to 739 and encodes 171 amino acids. Gene Ontology annotation, biological process: translation. Gene Ontology annotation, molecular function: structural constituent of ribosome; 5S rRNA binding. The record is from RefSeq and is a predicted model, not a curated record.
UAGAGGCAUAAUACGCCGUCGAAGUACUUUAAAACGCAUCGUUUUGGACUUCAAAUUUCUUUAUUUUUCUAAUUUAAAUUUAUAUAUAUAAUAUAUAAGGUAUUAAAUUUCUGUACUUCCCAACACUUGUCAAAAUUACAGUUGAAGACUGACAAAUGAAUAGCGUCUGAAGAUUUGUUGUUGCGAUGUAAGCGUUAUUGCUUUUUGCUCUGGGGCAUUUAUUAUGUUUCAAAAUCUCCGCAGUAUGGCUCUUGUGAGUGUUCCUGCUCUCCAAUUCAUGACUUGUGAUAUCUUUGGAAAUCACUCAAAAGCUUUUAACUUUCUCCCUGUACGAACUACCAAUUUUCAGGUGAUGACGUUGGUGGCGAAACGAAGGGCAAAUACUCGGAAAGAAACUGCAAAAACCAUAAACAUAAGAAGGCGAAAGAAGUUUAAUGGCACAUCUACAAAACCGCGGCUGUCAGUGUUCUGUUCAACUAAGCAGUUAUACGCUAUGCUGGUAGAUGACCAAAACAAGAAGUGUUUAUUUUAUGGAAGCACUUUGCAGAAAUCUUUGCGUGACAAUCCCCCUCGUAGCAAAAUGGAAGUUGCUGAAUGUCUUGGUGAAGAACUUGUUAAGGCUUGUGUAAAUCUUAAUAUUAAUGAAAUAUCAUCUUAUGAUUGCAAUGGUUAUCCUCGAGGGGAAAGAAUACAAGCGUUUGAGAUUGCAAUUUCCCGGCAUGGAUUCUUACCAAGAUAGUUAUGUAACGAAUAUACAUAUUGCAGUAAUUUUUUUUUAAUUUUUUUUAUGCACUAUGGAAAGUGGAUGUAAUCUCCACAUAAAAUUGCAAAGGAGGACCAAAAAAAUUUUAUUUUUUUGAUCCAACUUAUUUGGUGUUAAGACGUGACUAUUGGAAAGAAAUUAAAUUUAAAUUUGGGCUUUUUAUAGCAAAAUUUCUCUUACAUUUUUCUCUAC